AUGGCGGAAGAAUUGAUCUCAGAAAAUGCUGGAAAAACCAGCGGGCAUCUCACCAAGUCUCUGCUGGCGGUGGCUCUCCUGUCCUCGUUUGGCAGCUCCAUGCUCUACGGCUACAACCUGGCAGUCGUCAACUCACCUGCACAGUACAUCAAAGCGUUCUACAACGAAACAUUACUCGAGCGCCAUGACCGGACUCCAGACGAUCAUCUUCUCACAGUGCUGUACUCCAUCACCGUGUCCAUCUUUGCCAUCGGCGGGAUGACCGGAGCGCUGCUGGUGGGCAGACUCGUCACCAAAUACGGGAGGAAAGGGACGCUGGUGAGAUCCACCAUGCUGGUGUUUGUUGGAGGUGCUCUGAUGGGCUUCAGCAGGUGGUUCAGGAAUCCUGCCAUGGUCAUCACUGGUCGCUUCAUCACAGGAGUUCACUCAGGGAUCUGUCUCAGUGUGGUGCCCAUGUAUCUGGGUGAAAUCGCCCCCAAAAACCUACGGGGAUUCCUGGGGCUGGUUCCUAGCAUCCACAUCUGCCUCGGAGUCUUCAUCGCUCAGGUGUUGGGACUCUCCGAACUGCUGGGAAAGGAGGAGCACUGGCCUUUGCUCCUGGCCCUUGUAGUGUUUCCUACUGCGGUCCAGCUGAUGCUGUUGCCAUGGUUUCCAGAGAGUCCACGGUACCUACUGAUCGAGAAGGGAAACAUUCAUGCAACCAUUGCAGCGCUGAAGUGGUUUCGCAGCAAAGGAGACAUCCAGGCAGAGAUUGAGGAGAUGCAGGAGGAGCAGCGCUCGCUGUCCUCCAUCCAGACGCUGUCAGUGGGCCGCUUGCUCAUGGACAGCUGUGUGCGCUGGCAGGUGAUCACCAUCGUGGUGGUCAACAUCGGCAUGCAGCUGUCUGGCAUUGAUGCGAUCUGGUUCUACACAAAUGACAUUUUCAGGAACGCUGGGAUCCCAGAACCUCACAUUCAGUACACAACGGUGGGGACCGGCGCCAUUGAGGUCAUCGCAGGGAUGCUGGGGUGCUUCACCAUUGAGCGCGUGGGCAGGAGGCCUCUGAUCAUCGGCGGCUUCCUCUUCAUGGGGAUCUGUUGUGCAGGGAUCACCGUGUCCGUCCUCCACCAGGCGCAGAUUCCCUUCAUGAGCUACAUCAGUGUGGGCUGCGUUAUUGGGAUCAUUGCUGGCUUCUGCAUAGGUCCAGCCGGCGUGCCUUUCCUGAUCACUGCAGAGCUCUUCAAGCAAUCUCACCGGCCGUCUGCCUACACUGUCGCCGGAUGCCUCAACUGGCUGUCCAACUUCACCAUCGGUUUCGUGUUUCCCUUCCUGCAGGAAGCCACGGGUCCUUAUUGUUACCUGAUCUUUUGCGCCAUCUGCUUUGGAGUGGCCAUUUACGCCAUCUUCAUCAUUCCUGAGACCAAGAACAAAACCUUUCUGGAGAUCAGCCAGAUGUUUGCGUCCAGGAACAAGAUCCCCAGUGAAGAGCUGGCCUCCAACGGUCAUUUGAAAAUGGCCCUGAUGAACGGAUAUGGAACUCUUGGUAUCCGCGAGGAAAAAUGA
Molecule: messenger RNA, 1542 nt
Organism: Oryzias latipes (Japanese medaka)
Lineage: Eukaryota; Metazoa; Chordata; Actinopteri; Beloniformes; Adrianichthyidae
Gene: slc2a15b
Product: solute carrier family 2 member 15b
Biological process (GO): dehydroascorbic acid transport
Cellular component (GO): plasma membrane
Molecular function (GO): D-glucose transmembrane transporter activity
Source: RefSeq, marked provisional